Penicillium atrosanguineum is the source of this 1299-nucleotide messenger RNA. RefSeq lists its product as uncharacterized. Lineage: Eukaryota; Fungi; Ascomycota; Eurotiomycetes; Eurotiales; Aspergillaceae. The record is from RefSeq and is a predicted model, not a curated record. The coding region runs from base 1 to 1299 and encodes 432 amino acids. The transcript has a single exon.
AUGAAGUUGCCAGACGGGUUGCCAGACGGGUUGCCAGACAGGUUGCCAGACGGCCACGGAAGCGUCUACAAAGAAGUGCGCUUCUCGCCCACAUCAACACCUAUCCGCCGCACACGAUCACUCUCGGCCAACACUCCCGCAAAGACGACCAAUUACCGGCCUGUACCCAUCCAAAAUAUCCCCGAAGAAAAUGGUCCUGCCCUGGACUCCUCCUAUACCACCUACUUAGCACAAUCGCGAAAGCUUCUUGAGAAGCAGCGGACCCAUUAUGAGCAGGAAAGAGAGCUUUUUGCUCAGGAAAGACGGCUGUGGGGGCAGGAAAGAUCAAUCUUGAGGGCCAAGAUUGCAGAAUUGGAGUCAUCGUUAAGAAGCACAAGGAAUCAAUCUAGUGUAUCGGCAUCUUCUUCCAAGCCCAUGUUUGGAGCACCGCAAUUCCAAGGCACUGGUGACUGUCAUUCGGCUCAGGUGUGGGAGGGCUCAAGUCCAGGAGGGCGACCGACGAGGGUUUUCCGUGAUGAAGAGAUCCCAGACAACACUCACCUGUCGCCGACCACUGAUAACCCUCCGUCCCUUGAUGCGGCCCUGUCUCCUCAAUCCCGGGCGGUGGAUGCUGGUAUGACCGUUAGUGUCCCCGUGCCGAUCGAGAAGCUUGACAGCAGGCUAGAUGGGAUCACUCUCAAGUCCACCGCAUUGCCACCGGGUGUUGUUGCCCGUGUCAUCACCCCGCCGUCACCGUCGCCCCUGGAGACGUCCCCUGCCGCCCCUUCGGCACCUGCAAGGCCAGAGGUGGAACAUCGAAACAGUCUCAAACUGAAGCUGUCCGAACUUCCGCCGCCCAAUGUGAGACUCCUCAAGGAUGCUGGUCAUACCCCGAUGGCGAUCAUCGAGGCCGAUGGAAGCCAACGGUCCACCAAGGAGGCUUCUCCCGCGGAGGGUCCCCCGUGCAAUGAGGAGGAAAUCCCUCUCGCCCCCGUGGUUACCCAGAUCCAUCAACCGCCGGAGAACACCGAGUCUUACUUUCCCGAUUUGCCCGAUGAUCCCGCCCUAAAGGGGCCUUUGGGUCUCACCAACGACGAGGAGCAUGACAACAAGUUCCUGAGUGCACUCGAUCAGAAACUCCAGGACCAGGCUCUUCUCAGUCAAGCCAAGCGGAUCCUAUCCCCUUCAACCGAAACAAUUGACCCUGAUGUGACUGAACCGGGACUGCCUAGACAGGGUGAGCAGGAACCGGAAUUCAAGUUUAGAAAGUCGACCAAUUUUGGCACGGCCUUUGGACUAUCGAAUAUUGGUGAGAUGUGA